Molecule: messenger RNA, 899 nt
Organism: Chilo suppressalis (striped riceborer)
Lineage: Eukaryota; Metazoa; Arthropoda; Insecta; Lepidoptera; Crambidae
Source: the annotation of a GenBank genome assembly
UAAAGACAAAGCUGUAUGUAAUAAAAAUUCUUUGACUUCUAUAUAAGAGAAUAUAUACUUCUAACAACCCAAUGCAGUGUUGCCAUAUAUGCGGAUUUGUCCGUAUCCUUACGAGAUUUUAACAUUUAAACCGGAUAAUAAGAGCAUUCGGAUUUUUAUACGGAAUUGUCAGGAAAAUGCAAACAGUAGUUUAUUAAUAAAUCUAAUCCCAAUAAAAUGAUUUAAAUUAAAUGAAAUAAUACACAUUAUUUAAUCCAGCUGCAAUACCAUUGAUUUUGUAUUUUUCGGCGAAUUUAGCAAAAAUCAGGCAAAUUCACUGAUAAAGAUACAGAAUAUGGAUUUAGGGAAACCGCUUGAAAUUUUUUGCUUGCUGGAGACAACCUGAGCAAGAAAAAGUUUAAAAUCAGUGAAUGGCGAGGUCAUCAGCAGUAUUGACCAGGGUUUGUGUGUGCUUAUUGGCAUAUCACGAAAUGACACAAUAAAAGACAUGGAAUAUAUUGUUCGUAAGCUUUUGAAUGUAAGGCUGUUUGAUGAUGACUCAAAUGCGAAAUGGAAGAAGACUGUUGUAGAAAAACAGUUUGAAUUACUCUGUGUUAGUCAAUUUACUCUUUACAAUACAUGGAAGGGAAACAAACCUGACUUCCAUAAUGCUAUGUCUGCUGAUAAAUCAAAAGAAUUCUAUGAAAAAUUCUUACAAAUGUUAAAGGAUGCUUAUGAACCUGACAAAAUUAAAGAUGGUCAGUUUGGUGCUUAUAUGCAAGUUUCAAUUCAAAACGACGGUCCAGUUACUCUGGAAAUAGAAUCUCCUUGCAGUCCCAGUAAAGGCAAGAGCAGAAACGGGGUGCAAGAGGUCCCACAAGUUGACAUUAGUACAGAAGACGAUUUCAAGAGUUAAAUAA